UCAUCUGUUCAUAUAUGUAUAUAUUUUAUUUAGUAGACUCUUGCUUUUGUUAUCACAAGUAAAAAGUGUAAUAAAAAUAAAACGACUCGAACUGAAACGUGGUCACAAAGAAGAAAUAGAACGACAAUGAUUGCAUUGCUGUUGCGUAAGCAAUUUCUGGCUGGUUGCAAGAAACCUUUUGCAUUACCAUAUUUGCGACUUACGCUGACGAAUGCCAAAACCGCGUCUGGCAAGGACAUCUGUGGGCACGAUAAAUUGAAGGAUCCGCAACCAGAACUGGAGCUGGUAGCAAUACGCAAAAAGGUCAACGAUGCUGGAGCCGUGAUCCUAGCUUCGGCAUUGUUCGGUUACCCGGCUGAUCAUCGUAAAGGUGCAACAUUGGGCAAUAUACCCGUGAUUAUGCUUCCCGCAAAGAUGACGCAAAUCAUGACAAUGUCCACCAAGGGCGACGACAGUUGUAAGGACGAUGCCAACAAGAAUACUUCUUCUGAUACGGAAAAGAAGAAAAAACGCAAACCAAAUGAACCGCUUCAGAAGCAGCCAGAUGAGUCAUCUGGGCAGAAGAAUGGCUUAAAUUCAAAAUACUGUUCGGAAAAACUGCCUACCGUGGACUCAUUGUCACUUCCAGAACAUGUUGAAAAUACAAGAAAGGAGAUGCAUGCGUUGAUAAAAAAAAAAGGUGAGGCCCUUCGGAUACUCAGCCAAACAGUCACACAAAAGAAGGAAAAAAUAGUAAAAUUAAAGGAGCUAACGAGCUUUCCACUAACUGGCCAGCAAGACCCAACGAAAUUUCCUCUAAAUGAUCGAUUAGCUGAAACCGAAGAUAGCGAAGUAGCCAAAGUGCUGGAAGAAGCCAAGAAAGAAGCUGCUAAAACCAAACAGUUGACCACCUCAAAUCAAUCAAAGAACGCGGAAGAUAAGAAGUGCAGUAAAACCAUGGCCGACAAGAAAAAGCCAGAAGGAGACAAGCUCUCACCAGUCUCCGGAUCUGCACCUGGACCCCCACCAGUAUCUAAAAAAUGCUUCUCAACAUUCGGACAGACUACUUCCAGUUCAGACAUAACUAGCUCAUACGAUAAGAGGCCCGUGCCAGUCUCAGGAGUUAACGAAAUGAAGAAGCCUUUUGGUGACUUGGCUUUCGAUUCUGGAAAAUCAAAACCACCUGGACAACCAGCUGGGUCAAGUGGAAAUAAGCCUCCGCCUGUUGCUAAAACGCCACCAGGUACCGCACAAGCUAAGCCGCCAGGUCCACCGCCUCCACCUAAGGGGGGUCCUAAGGGUCCUCCGCCGGGCACACCGCCACCCCAAACCAAAACCACUUUUGGCCCACUGGCAGAUGCGGACCGAAUUUUCACAAAUCUCUACGGUCGUCACGACUGGCGCCUAAAGGCGGCCAUGAAACGGGGCGACUGGUACAAGACUAAAGAAAUAAUCGAGAAGGGUUCACCCUGGAUCAUCAAUGAGCUUAAAACGUCCGGCUUGCGUGGACGGGGAGGGGCAGGUUUUCCCACCGGUCUCAAGUAUUCCUUCAUGAACAAGCCACCCGACGGACGACCCAAGUUUCUGGUCGUUAAUGGGGAUGAGGGCGAGCCGGGCACUUGCAAGGAUCGAGAAAUACUCCGUCAUGAUCCGCAUAAGCUGGUGGAGGGAUGUCUUGUGGCCGGAUGCGCCAUGGGUGCCAAUACAGGGUAUAUCUAUGUGCGCGGCGAGUUCUUCAAUGAGACUUGCAAUCUACAGUACGCCAUUAUUGAGGCCUACAAGGCUGGUUUUCUGGGCAAGAACGCCUGUGGAUCAGGUUUUGAUUACGACCUGUACGUGCAGCGCGGCGCUGGCGCCUAUGUGUGCGGUGAGGAGACCUCGCUCAUCGAGUCCCUGGAGGGCAAGGCUGGCAAGCCUCGCAGCAAGCCGCCCUUUCCGGCUGACAUUGGUGUCUUUGGUUGCCCAUCGACAGUUACCAACGUGGAGACGGUGGCUGUUACACCCACGAUUUGCAGGCGCGGCGGCAAAUGGUUUGCCAGCUUCGGUCGCACUCGCAACUCAGGCACCAAACUGUUUAACAUCUCGGGACACGUGGAACGACCCUGUACCGUAGAAGAAGAAAUGUCGAUGCCCACACGCGAGCUCAUAGAACGACAUGCGGGCGGUGUAGAGGGCGGCUGGGAUGAUUUGCUCGCCAUUAUACCCGGCGGCUCCUCUACACCCUGUAUUCCCAAGGAGGACGCAUCGAAGGCUAUACACGACUACGACGGUCUGAUGGCCGUUCGCUCCUCCAUGGGCACCGGCGCCAUCAUUGUGAUGAGCAAGAAGACGGACAUUAUUAAGGCCAUUGCACGUCUGUGCGCCUUCUACAAACAUGAAAGCUGCGGCCAGUGCACGCCCUGUCGCGAGGGCUUGCACUGGGUGCACCUCAUCAUGCAGCGCUUUGUUACCGGCCAGGCGCAGCCCAGCGAGAUCGACAUGCUCUGGGAGAUAACCAAACAAAUCGAGGGCCACACCAUAUGUGCCCUGGGCGACGGCGCUGCCUGGCCGCCACAGGGCCUGAUUCGCCAUUUCCGACCACUCAUCGAGGAGCGCAUGCGAGAGCGUGAGGCGUGCGACAAGGCGGCAGCCGCCGCUGCCUCCGGCAAACCCGCCUCAUAAGUGUUAAUGACGUUUAUUCGCAAUAAAAACAGUGGCGCAAAACCUUUUG
Molecule: messenger RNA, 2689 nt
Organism: Drosophila novamexicana
Lineage: Eukaryota; Metazoa; Arthropoda; Insecta; Diptera; Drosophilidae
Gene: ND-51L1
Product: NADH dehydrogenase [ubiquinone] flavoprotein 1, mitochondrial
Exons: 1
Coding region: 127-2640 (837 amino acids)
Biological process (GO): mitochondrial electron transport, NADH to ubiquinone
Molecular function (GO): FMN binding; NADH dehydrogenase (ubiquinone) activity; NAD binding
Source: RefSeq, a predicted model, not a curated record